UUUGGAUAGUUUAGCGGAUACGAAAGGAUUGCCCAUUGCGGAUGAAGUGCUGCAACAAAAGUUGAGACUAUUGUUGGACUUUGAGAUCAUGCCUGAGCUAUCGUGGCUACCAACGAAUGCAUGUGGGAAUUGCGCUGGAACAAUAGAUAAUUUCAUUGGGUUCAGGCAGAAAGUUCGCACAAACCAAGACUAUUUGUACUCACUAAAAGUAGAAGAAGGCCCCAAUGGGGCAGUGAGUUUGUCGCAGGACGUGAAAGCAGCACUUUCGGAAAACAUUGAUCAGUUGCCUUCGACAUCCAUACCUACCCAUUGUCUUGAGGUAACUUACGAUUCUGUUAAGGAACUUGAAGGAGGCAACAAUUCAACGGCUGGAGUAGCUUCCGUAAAUGACGAAGUUGUGGUGAAAAAGGAACUAUCAUCUGAUGAAGACAUUGUUUGUAAUAGCCCUACGAUCCAGUCAGACAAUGAAGAUUCUAGCGAUCCUUUGAGCGAACGAAAGAAGAAAGCAAAGCGUGGUCGUCCUCGAAGCCGUCGCUCUAGUUCGCCGUUGGUUGCUGCCGAUAAACAAAGGCGACGGAAAGCUACACAGGAGGACGAACAACGAUUGAAGGAUUUUUAUCAUCUGGCCUGCGAAGUUUGUGAAACAGUUUCGGAAUCGUUUUCCGAUCUUCUCGCCCAUUAUCGGACAGAGCACAACACCGGGGGUUUUGUACGCUGCUGUGACCGCACGUUCAAGAAGAAAUAUCUAGCCCUUGAACAUCUGGGUGGACAUAUGGGCACAAUAAGGUGCGAUAUUUGCAGCAAAACGUACUACAGCGGUAAUUCGCUUAAGCUGCACAAACUCGAACGACACAGCGGUCCGGAAGCGAAGCCGUUCAAGUGUGAUAAGUGUCAUCAGUCGUUCCCAAAGCCGUACUUGCUGAAAUCCCACCAACAGCGCCAUAAGCAGGAACCGUGUCCGACGUGUGGCAAGAUGCUGGGAAACCGGAGUGCUCUGAAGGUGCAUAUAGCAACGAUGCACGGGAACGUACCAAAUCUCAUUUGCGAUAUCUGCGGUAAAGAAAUUGGCACCAAACAGACUAUGGAACGCCACAUGAAUAUGCACAUGGGACGUGACACCGUCGAGCGAGUUCAGUGUGGCCAGUGCCAGAAAUGGUUUAAAGGAAACUAUGUGCUCAAAAAGCAUAUCCAACACAUGCACAUCGAACAGGGUCAAACGUUUCAGUGCGAUAUUUGCCAACAAUCAUACCCCAACAGUCGCUCACUAGCGACGCACAAGCAGAGUACGCACGGUGAAGAGAAACAUGAAUGCGAGAUCUGCGGGAAACGGUUUAAGAAGAAAGAUUCCCUGCGAGACCAUUUUGCAGUUCAUACCGACAAGCGGCCGUACGCCUGCGAGUUUUGCGAUUUAACUUUCAAGUUCCACUCAUCCAAAUAUUUCCAUCGCAAAACGGCACACCCAGCCGAAUUGGCUGCCUUGAAACAAGCGAAGAAGGACAAAGAAUUGCCCGAAAGUAAACCACACUAGAACCAGAAAGCUCUCUCAAUUCUCAUCAUGCUAUUUAUUAAGUUUCAUUUUUAAAUGUAAUAUCAAAUAAAAUA
Molecule: messenger RNA, 1602 nt
Organism: Anopheles cruzii
Lineage: Eukaryota; Metazoa; Arthropoda; Insecta; Diptera; Culicidae
Product: zinc finger protein OZF-like
Exons: 2
Coding region: 89-1528 (479 amino acids)
Molecular function (GO): DNA-binding transcription factor activity
Source: RefSeq, a predicted model, not a curated record